This is a messenger RNA of Marchantia polymorpha subsp. ruderalis, 3365 nucleotides long. The record is from the annotation of a GenBank genome assembly. NCBI's taxonomy places the organism in Eukaryota, Viridiplantae, Streptophyta, Marchantiopsida, Marchantiales, Marchantiaceae.
AAGGGCUUGGAAGGGGCUGGGGCUGUAGGGGGGCUGGGGCUGCGCUUGCACGGAUGGAAGGCUGGCAGGGCGAGGAUUCAUGUGAGAUGAUGCAAUGUUGCUUGCCUUUCUCAAUCUCGUUCGUCUUGAAUGUAUACGUGUGCCUGUUCUUGCUGUGGCCCAUCUGGUCUCUCGUAGGGCUCCUGCUGCCGGACUGGAUUGAGUCCAGGGCCAAUUUCUCCACGACCUUUUCGCUCGCUGCGUCCAUGCCCUUGCCCUCGAUUCAGCUCCACGUGUGCAAGCUGUGCAUCACGCAUUCUGCGUCCUGGAAUUGCUGACGACCAUCUUCCUCCUCCCGCACCAUUUCCGCCUCUUUUCUUCCCGAUCUUGACCGACGAAACCUCGUCCCAUCUGCCCUCGAAAUUUCUUCGAUCCCUGCUGCUGCUGACGAUUUCCAAAGCUCAGCCAGAGGACGAUCGUCUGCGCGGUGGUCGCAGCACGGAACGUUGACCGACCGACCGAGAAAGUGGCAGAAGCAGAGAGAGGAGAGAGAGAGAGGAGAGAGGAUUAGAGAGAGAGAGAGAGGCAGUGAGGGGAGUAAAUUAAGCAUUUCCUGCUCACGAGGGCGUGCUCUGAAGGAUCGGGAUUGGCAAUCAGAGGAUCGAUUCCCGAAUCCGCGAAUCCGCGAUUGAUAGAUUGAUGAAAGAAGAAGGAAGACUGUUGCAGAGAGGACGUACGAGGUCUGAAAGCUUCGCGUUCGCCUUCUUUUGGGCUCGCAAUCAUCAUCAAGAGCUAUUGAUUGCUGAUUCCAGAUUCAGCGGUCAGCAUAUCCAGUUCCGAAGCCACUCGCUACAGACGCCCAUGCGUCUCAGGAAGCACGUCAGAGACGGACAGAUUGCGAGAAAUCCCAUGUGAGAUUUGGAGAGCAGUGGAAGAGAGAGAGAGUGGGAGAGCGAGUGGGGCAGGGAAGCAGGGAAGCAGGCAGGCAGGGAGGCAGGCAGGCAGGCAGACAAACGGACGGACAGGCAGCCAUAAGAGGGCGAGAGAGGUGGGGUUGUUACGAGGAUUCCGUCUGACACCCAGGUGGUGGGUGUCAUUCGCGUGCGGUGCGCUGUGUGCGCUGUGCUUGGUGGCAAUCUGUGCCUUGAUCUCCUACGCCCCGUGGUUCAAGACUCCUUCCUUUUCAUGUUUACCCAAUUCGUUUGUCAGGUGGCUCCUCCGGCAGUCGUGUUAAAUGCCUCAUCUGCCGAUCGUCGGUCCUCCCCAUGGACUUGUCGCCGCGGCUUUCUGGCCCCCAUUUUCGCACAGAGCUGCUGCUGAGGACCAGGGCGGCGGUGCUGCUGGAGGAUCCACGAGCAUGGAUGUGAGUUCAUACGCGGUGCUGCAGAAUAAUUCCAAAAGAGGCGGAGGAGUGUUCGUCGAGGGGCAGGAGGAUGCGAGCUAUCCAGCAUGCACCUCCAACACAUGGCAGCAGCAGCAGCAGCAGCAGCAGCGAUUCGAUGCGGGUGGUGGUGGUGGUGCCAACGCCAGCGACACCUGCACGGCCGCGGACGAUCACAAUCGCUGCGAUCUCGUGAUGAACGAGAGGCUGUGGAGUCAAUUGCCCGAAGAUCUGGUGGACCGAAUCCUGGCCUGGUUGCCCGUGGCCAGCUUUCUCAGGCUUCGGACGGUGUGUAAGAAAUGGAGCACCAUCAUGUACUCGCCCAGCUUCCUCGAGGUGUGCUCGCAGGUGCCGACCCAGGGGCCGUAUUUCAUGAAGAUCUCCAACUGCGAGUACAGCAGAUUGCUGUCCAGCUACAACCCGGUGCUCUGCAAGUGGCACGACAUCCCCAUCAGCUUCCUGCCCCCUCAUGCAGGCUUCCCGGUGGCCUCGGCCGGGGGAUUGCUGUGCCUGAUCAACAAAUUCCACGGCUAUGUCGAUGAUUUCUGCUCUCUGUUUGUGUGCAAUCCCUUGACCAAGAGCUGGAGGGAGCUGCCCCCGAUGCCGUGCAAGCAGAGGCCCAUCCUCGUGAGCAUGGUGGCCGAGCGGCGUCCCUUCAGCUACAAAGUCAUCGUGGCUGGGCUGCUGACCACCGAAGUUUUUGACUCCACCACUUGCUCCUGGCGAAGAGUGGGCAGCCUUCCCCGAGGCGAGGAGGUCUCGGGCAACAUUGCCUUCUCCAAUGGCAAUCUGUAUUGUCUCACUCCUCGCUGGUACAAUUGUGCGCUGCUCGCUUACAAUCUGCAGCAGGAGGUGUGGGUGAAGGUGAAGACGGGCCGGCUGCCGGGCUACUGUCAGUUCCGGAACCUGGUCGGUUGCAAAGGGUGCAUCGUGAUCGUGGGCAAGUCCGUCAGACACCAUGUUCUGUCCGUGUGCAUAUGGCUGCUGGAUCAGAAGACCAUGAAGUGGAAAGAGGUAGGCAGAAUGCCUCAGCGCAUGUCGGACCACUUUCUCUGCAGGCCUUCCGAGAGCUUCUACUGCACCGCCCAUGGAGACCUCAUCUUCCUCACCCGAGACAACUGUGACAUGGGCUUGCUUUUCAACCUCUCCCACAAGACAUGGAUCUGGGUUUCCGAUUGCCCCAACCUCGAGGGCUUGGCCUUCGAGCCUCGCCUCGAUGCCAUUGCUUGAUCGUCCUCGGAUCGAUCGAUCACUGCGGACGAAUCAUGGCCAACCAACCAGAACCUUCGUGCAUUUGUUCGAAACCUUGCAAUUGCUCGCUCGGCCUGCGACCCUCGACCUCGGACCGGCUGCUGGCGUAAAUUUCAGAUGUGGAUUGAUGUCUGAGAGCCAGCUGCCCAGCUCGCGAGUCCAGUGUCAGCCAACCUGAUGCCUCGAUACUCGAAAGACAUCACAAUAAUGCAUUCCAAUAGCUCAGAUCCUCAGUCUGAUAUUCCCACCACAGCCUGAACCCUUUGGUUCCCUGCAUGCUCAUCUGAAAUCUACAGAGACAUGCAAGUGCAGAGUGAGUGAAAGCUUGCUCUGAUGAGUCUAAUCCUUGCCAGCCAUAUAUCAUCAGAUGAUACAGUAGCAACGAGCACCACGAGAUAUGACAAUGGCAGCAGUUGAGAUUCUAUCUCAUCACAUGCCUCCUCCUGCGAACCAUGGAUGUGAAAGCCGAGCUCACCUCACCUCACACCUCCCUACAGCUGUUCACAAUAAUGAUCAUAGUCUCGUCACAACAACAAUCGUUCCCUUGCGCUUGGCAGGGAACUCCGCUCCCUUGCCUAGCAAGCAAGUAACACGCAGAUUAAAAAAGCAGUCAAUUGGUGUGAUAUCAAAGUCUAGAUAUCGAGAGCCUUCAACUGAAACGAUUUUUAUUACAGCAGAAGAGAGAAAUACUAGAUAGCUCGUACAAGCGACUCUGAUCAUUAAGUUGCCAGCUCAAUGUAUGAGAUAAACCUCC